UUAGUAAACCAUUAGAACAUAACUGUCAACGAUGAUCACAGCACUGUCUAACUGUCAAAACGUCCAUUCUUCCUUUCCGGUUUUAUUCCGAACAGAAUAACCACCAAAAAUUUACAAUGGGUCGGUACACUGAACCAGAGAAUGCCACAAAAUCAUGCAAGUCGCGCGGUUCCCAUUUGCGUGUUCAUUUCAAGAACACACAUGAAACAGCCCAGGCUAUCAAACAUAUGCCACUGCGACGCGCUCAACGUUACUUGAAAAGCGUCACCGAAAAGAAAGAAUGUGUCCCAUUCCGUCGUUUCAACGGUGGUGUUGGCCGAUGCGCCCAGGCAAAACAAUUUGGAACAACGCAAGGACGUUGGCCGAAGAAAUCGGCUGAAUUCCUAUUGCAAUUGCUGCGAAACGCUGAAUCCAACGCCGACUACAAGGGAUUGGACGUUGAUCGUUUGGUCAUUGAUCAUAUUCAGGUUAACAGAGCUCCAUGUUUACGUCGUCGUACGUAUCGCGCUCACGGUCGUAUCAAUCCGUAUAUGUCAUCGCCGUGUCAUAUCGAAGUGAUUUUGACCGAAAAGGAGGAAGUCGUUGCCAAAGUAGCUGAUGACGAACCAUCCAAAAAGAAAUUGUCGAAAAAGAAGCUGCAACGACAGAAAGAGAAGAUGAUGAGAAGCGAAUAGAAAAACAGUUUGUGUCGACUUAUAAUGGUUGAAGAACACUUUGGAUUUCCAAUAUAAUUUUUAACAAACUGA
Bradysia coprophila is the source of this 746-nucleotide messenger RNA. It is a transcript of the gene RpL17, whose product is annotated as ribosomal protein L17. Gene Ontology annotation, cellular component: cytosolic large ribosomal subunit; ribosome. Gene Ontology annotation, molecular function: structural constituent of ribosome. The record is from RefSeq and is a predicted model, not a curated record. Gene Ontology annotation, biological process: cytoplasmic translation. Lineage: Eukaryota; Metazoa; Arthropoda; Insecta; Diptera; Sciaridae.